Messenger RNA from Lepisosteus oculatus (spotted gar), 4883 nucleotides. RefSeq names its product ubiquitination factor E4A (UFD2 homolog, yeast) (gene ube4a). Gene Ontology annotation, cellular component: ubiquitin ligase complex; cytoplasm; nucleus. The record is from RefSeq and is a predicted model, not a curated record. Lineage: Eukaryota; Metazoa; Chordata; Actinopteri; Semionotiformes; Lepisosteidae. Gene Ontology annotation, molecular function: ubiquitin-ubiquitin ligase activity. Gene Ontology annotation, biological process: protein polyubiquitination.
UUUACUCAUUUCUGUUGAUCGAGGAACUGAGGGUCCUUGUGUAGUACCAAAGGAAAAGGCAAAUACGGUGUGAUUACUAGAGAGAGCAAAAAAAAGGUGGCCAGGCUGCUGGGCAGUGCCUGUGGAUGGAGUUGCUGCCCCAGUGAAAUGACCGACCAGGGCAAUAACAACCAGAGCUUCUCCCGAAACCCCUUUGCCGCUCUCUUCAGCUCCGUGGCCGAUGCCAGACAGUUUGCAUCUGGACAGAAACAGCUGCAGGAGCACACACAGCCUCCACUGGACGAUUCGGGGGAGAGCACGGAGGAGUCGGAGAACUCGGUGUCGGACAGCAUCGACGACAAUGACGACUCGCUGGCCGAGAUCAGCCGCUCCUUCCGCUCCCAGCAGGAGCUCUGCCAGCAGCUCAACGUCAACCACAUGAUCCAGAGGAUCUUCCUCAUCACGCUGGACAACAGUGACCCCAGCCUGCGGGGGGGGAACGGGAUCCCAGCGCGAUGCGUCUAUCUGGAGGAGAUGGCUGCAGACCUGGAUGGACAGGACUGGCUGGACAUGGACAACAUUGAGCAGGCCCUGUUUAACCGGCUCCUGUUGCCAGAGCCAGGAAACCACCUGAUCUUCAUGACCUCCUCCAGCGCGGUGAACAUGUCGGCGGACCGCGAUGCUGGCGAGAAGUCUGCGGUGCCCUACCUCUACGCCUGCUAUCAGAGAGCCAAGGAGGAGAUCACCAAAGUGCCAGAGAAGCUGCUGUCGUACGCCGUGCGCUGCAAGAACCUGACCGUGUCCAACGCCCGCACUGUCCUGCUGACCCCAGAGAUGUACGUCAGCCAGAACGUCUACGAGCAGCUGCUGGACCUGCUGUUGGAAGGCGUGAGCGGAGCGCAGCUGGAUGAAGUGGUGGAGUUUGUGGAGGAGGUUAUUGCCGCCCUGGUGGCCGAUCAGGAGGUGCGCACCUUCGGGGAAGUGAUGGUGCCGGUGUUGGACAUCCUGCAUGGUCGAAUAAAGGACCUGGAGCUGUGCCAGCUGCUGCUCUACUCCUACAUGGAAGUGCUGCUGUACUUCAGCCGCCAGAGGGACAUUGCAAAGGUAUUAGUUGAGCACAUCCAGCCUAAAGACCCCAACAACGGGCUGCAGUACCAAAAGACCCUGCUGGGGGCGGUGCUGAACAUCUCCUGCCUGCUGAAGACCCCCGGAGUGGUGGAGAACCAUGGGUUCUUCCUCAGCCCCUCGCGCUCCAGCCCACAAGAGAUGAAGGUGCAAGAGUCCAAUAUACACCAGUUCAUGGGCCAGUUCCACGACAAGCUCCACCAGAUCCUGAAGAACCUGCUGCAGCAGUCCACCGAGAUGCGCCACCUGCUGCUCUCCUGGCUGGGCGGCUGCCUGCAGGCUAACAGCGGGCGCGCCAAGAUCUGGGCCAAUCAGAUGCCGGAGAUCUUCUUCCAGAUGUACGCCUCGGACGCCUUCUUCCUCAACCUGGGGGCCGCCCUGCUCAAGCUGUGCCAGCCCUUCUGCCGACCGCGCUCCGCCAAGCUACUGACCUUUAACCCCACCUACUGCGCCCUGAAGGAACUGAGCGAAGAGGAGCGUCGGAAUCGGAAUGUGCACACCCGAGGUCUGGAUAAAGAGACUUGUCUUAUCCCCGCUGACCCCCAGCAGGUGGUAGAGUUCCCCCAGUCUUACAACCUGCUGACCGAGAACCUCAUUCUCACUCAGUCGGCCCUUCACCUGGGCUUCCACAGGCUCCACGAUCAGAUGGUGAAGAUGAACCAGUCCCUGCACCGGCUGCAGGGCUCCUGGCGGGAGGCCCAGCGGGGGCCCGGCCCCGGGGCCGAGCAGCUGCGUGAGCAGUUUGAGCGCCUCAUGACGGUCUACCUGUCCACCAAGGCGGCCGCCACCCAGCCCGCCAUGCUGCAGUGCUGCCUCAACCUGCAGGCCUCGACCGCCGCCCUGCUGGUGCAGCUGGGCCUGGGCAACGUGGGCCCCGAGCACGUCGAGCUGAGCUUCCCCUUGCCAACCGUCACCAACAACCUUCUCUGUUAUGUGCCAGAAUUCUUUGCGGAGAACAUGGGCGACUUCUUCAUCUUCCUGCGGCGUUUCGCAGACGAGGUGCUGGAGACGUCGGCUGAGUGCCUGGAGCAGGUCCUGCACUUCAUCACCGUGUUCAUGGGCAGCGAGGACAGGAUGAAGAACCCACACCUAAGGGCCAAGCUGGCAGAAGUUCUGGAGGCAGUGAUGCCCCACCUGGAGCCCGUGGCACCCGGUCCGACCCAGUCCAGCAUGUUCCAGCGCCAGAGGGUCUUCUGCUCGUACCGCCACGCCGCACAACUGGCCGAAGCCCUCAUCGCGGUUUUCGUGGACAUCGAGUUUACUGGGGACCCCCACCAAUUUGAGCAGAAGUUCAACUAUCGGCGACCCAUGUACCCCAUCCUCCGAUACAUGUGGGAACAGGACAACUACAGGGAGAGUAUCAAGCGCUUGGCCGACUACGCCUCGGAGAACCUGGAGGCUAUGAACCUCCCUCUCUUCCUGCGCUUCCUGAAUCUGCUCAUGAACGACGCCAUCUUCCUGCUGGAUGAGGCCAUCCAGUACCUCAGCAAGAUCAAGGUGCUGCAGAUCGAGAAGGACCAGGGUGAGUGGGAGGCCCUGACCCCUGACGCCCGGCGGGAGAAGGAGUCCAGCCUCCAGAUGUUCGGACAGCUGGCCCGCUUCCACAACAUCAUGUCCAACGAGACCAUCGGCACGCUGGCCUUCCUCACGUCCGAGAUCAAGGUCCUGUUUGUCCACCCUCUCCUGGCCGAGAAGAUCAUCUUCAUGCUCAACAACUUCCUCCAGCACUUGGUGGGUCCCAAGAUGGGCGCCCUGAAGGUGAAGGACUUCAGCGAGUUCGACUUCAAGCCGCAGCAGCUGGUCUCGGACAUCUGUACCAUCUACCUCAACCUUGGAGACGAGGACAAUUUCUGCGCCACAGUCCCAAAGGACGGACGCUCGUACUCCCCUACCCUCUUCGCCCAGACCGUCCGCGUGCUGAAGAAGAUCAACAAACCGGGCAGCAUGAUCGUGGCCUUCAGCCUGCUGGCUGACAAGAUCAAGUCCCUGGCUGACAUUCAGCAGCAGGAGGAGGAGACGUACUACGACGCCCCCGAUGAGUUCCUGGACCCCAUCAUGAGCACCCUGAUGCUGGACCCCGUCAUAUUGCCCUCUUCCCACGUGACCGUGGACCGCCCCACCAUCGCUAGGCACCUGCUGAGCGACCAGACGGACCCGUUCAACCGCAGCCCCCUCACCAUGGACCAGAUCCGGCCCAACGCGGAGCUGAAGGAGAGGAUCCGGCAGUGGCUGGAGGAACGUAAACAGGAGAGGCUGCAAAUGGGGCCUAGUGGGUAGCCUGGCAACCGGCCUGCCGUGCCCCUCUUCAGGAACACUACAGCAUCCCGCCCCCCACUGCUGCAGCCUUCCCGCACGCGCUCACUUUCGCCUUCUGACAUCAUCCCCGCCGACAGGAUGUGGAUCCUUCCACCUGGAAGGAAUUCAGAACAGGACAUGGGGGUGUGGGAGGGCGCUGGCCUGUAAUUUCUUGAUUCAGACAUCCGUGUUUGUGCCCAAAUGCCUCAUGCAGGUUAGUAAGGGACACUCCAGAAGAAAGAGGCAUUCAACUGGAGCUUAGUGCUGAAAAGAAUAGGUUUACACGGCUAAAAUGAUUGUUUAUUGGCUAGAAAGGAUCUGCAUCUGGAGGGCCAAAAGUCUGACAUUUACAAAUGAAUUAUUAUCUCUGAAGCAUACCUUUAUUUUAAACACUAGCCUGAGGUUCAGACAUGCAUUGCCUGCGGGGAAAAGUCUGUCAGGAUGUUUAAACUCAUGGAAUACCUAAAUAUCUAUGGGUUUUUUUUGCAGCUGGAGCUUGGUGUUGUCACAUGUUUUUCUUUGAGGUAUCCUGCACAGCAAUUGAGACCUUCACACAAAACCAACCUUCACAUGUCUAUGACGCUGACUGUAUUCAGUAGCAUAUUAUUUGGCCCCGCUUAGGCUGUAGAUAAAACAUUGUAUAGGGAAAGAAUACAGAAAUAUUUCAUGUAUUGUUGAUAGUAUAUAUACAAUUUCUGGAUCAGGUAGGCAAAUAUUUAGCAUGGUAUCCAAUCUACUAUAUGUUGAUUCAAUUCAAUUUUAAAGGCAGCCUGUCUGGUUUUGGUCAGAUCCAUAAAUUUCCAUCAGGUUUUCCUUGGGCGUCUCAGUUGUAACCAACACCUUUACUUCCGAAAAAUGUGCUGAUUUCUGACCGGUUUGGGGAGUGACUCAGUCAAGUGUGGACAUGCAGACUGUCGAUUCAUGCAAAAACCAGAAACUCUACGUGAAUCUUCAGAUGUAACAAACCCUGAAAGAGACUGGGGGCCCUUUUAAUCUGGCAGGCCAUUUCAGAUGCUUAACAACUGGGCUUCGGCAGUGCAGCAGAGUUCUCAUUCUUUGUGAUACGAAAGUCUGGAGUAUUGCAAAAAAAGGCAAAUGUGAAUCCAUUGUUUCCGUUUAUUUUGGUGUGUUCUGUGCCUGUUGGAAGCGAGUAAGGCAGCAGUCUUCAAUUAUUUUUUGUUUUGAAAUCUGUCAUUGUUACUGGAAUGUAUGGUUAUUUCUGUAUUGUAUGAUGAAUUGCAAGCUGUGGCUUCCAUUUGUGCUUAAACGGAGGCACAGGGACUCGUUCUUAAAAGCAAAGGAAUUUCCCUGAUCCUGUUUUUUUUUUUUGCGGUGCUUUGGCGAUUUAAAUAUGUGUUCACGAGGUUUCGGUUUUUGGACAUUCUGGGCUCUGACAGUGUAAACCACAGAGUUUAGUCAUGUUUUUUUUCUUCCCUAGGCGAACCCAAUGACCUCGGUCAAUCAAUAAAUAAAACCAUCAGGAA